AUUUUUCUCGCCCACUGGUACCAUCAGUCGAAGCUAAAGAGAACCCCAGGGACAUUUGUCUUAUCAUACCCCUUCUUCUUGACACCAAAAUGCACUCAUAUUCGUUUUUAACCCGACCAAAAUCCGAAUCUGAAACCCCUCGAUUCCCUUCAUUUUUCAUUAGAAACCCUAAGACCCCUAACGCUAAGGGUCUUUUUGAAAACCCACCAUUUGCUUGCCUUUCUCACUGCAAUUGGAGUUGAAUUUCACCUGUAUAUUGAUAUCGAUACUCCUAUUAAAUAUGGAUGAUUCUGAUGAUGAAACUCGGUACCCUUCAAGACCCAACUCCAUUUACAGUUCUUCUCUUCGAUCAAGGCGCUCUAUUCGAAACCCUAGUUCUUAUUCAAGAAAUACCCAUUAUUAUGGGUAUAAUAACAAUGAAUUUCAAUAUGACGAUGAUGAUGAAUCUGAUGAAGAAGAAGCAGAGCAAGAAUUUAGCAGUGGAGAAAAUGGGUAUCAUAGUUUUCAAAAGAGGAGGAAGUUGGAAACUUUAGUUUCAAAUUACGAGUUUGCCCCUCGUUCCGGGAGUUCUCAUAGUUCAAAGGGGGGGAUGUGGAGUGAAGAGGAGAGUUUUGUGUUAUUGGAAGUGUGGGGUGAGAGGUACUUGGAGUUGGGCCGGAGGAGCUUACGGGCCGAAGAUUGGGCUGAAGUUGCAGAGAAGGUAACAGAAAUGAUUGGGGUAGAAAAGAGUGAAAUUGAGUGUAGGAAUCAAUUAGAUGUGUUAAAGAAGAAGUACAAGAAGGAGAUAACCAAAAUGGAGAAAACUGGGGGUGGGUUUCAUAGCAAGUGGCCAUUUUUCAAGAAAAUGGAUAUGUUGAUGAAUUUGAGGAUGAAAGGGCAUUGUGGAUUGGGAUGUGGUCUCGAUUCGGGAGAAUAUGUGUUUAUGGACCCACGAAUGUACUUGGAUAGGUCGAAUGUGUUGGAUGAGAUGAGGGAUAGUCCAGCAGGAUCGGAUGCGGAUAAUGAUGAAGAAGAGGAGGAGGAGGAGCAGGGUUCGGGAGGAUGGGAGGGUGAUAAUGAAUCAGCUAAGCUGCUAGCUGAUUCAAUUCAAAGGUUUGGGCUGAUAUAUGAGAAGAUUGAGAAUAGUAAGAGGAAACAGAUGAUGGAGUUGGAGAAGAUGAGAAGGGAUUUCCAGAGGGAGUUGGAGUUGCAGAAGAAACAGAUUGUUGAGAGGGCACAGGAGGAAAUCGCUAAGAUAAGGGACAAUGAUGACGAUGAGGACAAUGGAGAUGAGGAUGGUGAGGAGACCGACAAUAUUUCAGAUGGAACUAGGUUGAACCCAUUCAAACAAAAAUGAAAAAAAAAUAUAUUGUGUAUUCCUGCUCAAAACUUGAGUUUGUCCCACUCAUAUUUCCUAUACCUACUAUGCUUGCAAAAAGAUGAAGAUCAGAAGAAAGUCAAAUCAGUAUCAUGCACUCAACUGUGUUGAACAAACUGCAUUCCUGUGCUGAAGAUGCAAAGCAGCCAAAGGUCCUCCAGGCACUUAAAAAUGAAGGAGCUUUCUUUGUUUCCUGUAGUAUUCUUCUAGAGGUUUGAUCGGCUCUGUGUGCACCUGCAGCUUCUUUCUCGAGACAUCAUCCAAGGUACUUGAAGGCCUAAAAUAGACCACCCUCUGGCUUAAGACUCAUAUUAAUUCCAGCAGUCAGCCUGAACCUUUGAGGAAUCCCAUCCAAGAAUAAUCCACUUCCAACCCUGCAAUAUCCUGCUUCUAGCCUCUUUGACAAUAUACCAAAUUUAACCUCUUUUGGGACAAGUUUUCCCUGAUCGACAGCAUCUGCGAUCUGCUUAUAGAGAGAAGAACAUGGGUGGAGCCCAUGGAAAUAUGAGGGACAUCCAGAAGCUUCGAGAGCCACUGGGCAAAAACGUGUCUCUGUACAAUAGAAUCACCCAUGAUCACCCACUGCACUCCCUUUUGUGGAACUGUUUCUAUCAGAUUUCUCCAUUACAUAGUUCCGAUUUUGAUUAUACUCUUUGUAAUACUCGUAAUCAUCAUCAUAAUCUGCUAGCUGAGCUGCAGCUUGAUCCGUAAGACUGAGUCCUACGGAGAGAAGUCUGAAUAAGUGGCUGUGUCGCUGCUCUAGACGGCUGAACAAUUCCAUCAUUGCCCAGAGAGAAUGAGAGACUGAUUGUUCGUUCAUUUUAUCAUUUUUACGAAGAGAUCUCUUUCAUCAAUAAUAUAGUUGGAGAUAUUGAGCAACUUAAAUUUUUUGGGAUU
Molecule: messenger RNA, 2254 nt
Organism: Nicotiana attenuata
Lineage: Eukaryota; Viridiplantae; Streptophyta; Magnoliopsida; Solanales; Solanaceae
Product: trihelix transcription factor ASIL2
Exons: 2
Coding region: 281-1336 (351 amino acids)
Cellular component (GO): nucleus
Molecular function (GO): transcription cis-regulatory region binding
Source: RefSeq, a predicted model, not a curated record